Miscanthus lutarioriparius is the source of this 543-nucleotide messenger RNA. The record is from the annotation of a GenBank genome assembly. NCBI's taxonomy places the organism in Eukaryota, Viridiplantae, Streptophyta, Magnoliopsida, Poales, Poaceae.
AUGGCGUCCGCCAGCGAGUCGUCGUCUUCGCUCUUCUCAUCGACGACGACGUGGAGCGUGGGUGACGGAGAGGACGACGGAGACGGCGCGACGUCGUCGUCCCGACCGGCGGGUCGUCGUCACUUGUCGUCCUUGUCUUCAUUGUCCUCCUCGACGUCGUCAGAGUCGGAAGCGUCGCAGAUGAACGGGGCCGCCGGAGGGCCGCUCUACGGGAUGUUGACGAUGCAGGAUCAUCUCCCGGCUCUCAGUCUUCAGAUUUCCUUCAGAGCUCAUGUCAUUCAAAUUAAACCACACUUCCUCAGAACAGGGCUAUCUAAGUACUACCAGGGGAGGUCCGAGUCCUUCACAUCGCUAGCCGAUGUCAUCUGCGUGGAGGACCUCGCAAAGAAGACCACCCCGUACAUCAGGAGGCCGAAGGCGUCCAGACGUCACGCUGCAACGCUGGGUGUGAAGAACAGGUUGUCAAAGACAAUAGCAAAGAAAGAGCCGAGGGGGAGGAAACUAGCUGCGUCUGAAUGCCAGGGCAAGUUGUACAGAUGCUAG